CAGUACAGCGCUCCUUAGCAGUCAAGAGCCGCACCUUGUUCAGCACCAACCAACAGCGCUUUGAACCACCAAGCGUGUGCGUGCGGGGCCACGCCACUCCAAACGCCCAAUGACGUCUUGCGCUGCUGCGGUUGGCACCAAAAAGAGGCCUCACGCUUGGACAGGCAAAGCUCGGCGCUUAAUCUGCGACGUUGGCUGCAUGGGAAACUGGUCUUUAUUUUUUUUUACAUCCUUAAUUUCGCGCUUUCAACAUCAUCGAAAAGUCUUUUGCCAAUUUGCAGCAAACCAACCAACACAAGCCACUACUGCCAGCAAAUAGCCCACCAUGGCGGGCAGAGAUAACGACCCCAAGCUCCUCUUCUCUGUAGACGGCAUCCACGCCUACCAGAUCCAACACGGCUCCGAACAAUGCAUCACCACAGGCAGCCCCCAGAAGCUCUCGCUGCUCAUGGUCCCGACUUCCUCUGGCUUCGCUGACCCAGGCAGUCUCGAGGCCAACGAAGAGCAGGACUUUUACCUACAUCUCCAUAUCCCCGAGAGAUUGGACCUGCCCAUGCCUGCCACAACCAAGAUCUACCAUCAGCCUCCUACCAGCUACUUGAUCCCCCGCUGGGAUCUCGGCCCAGACAGCGGCGCAUUCGUGCGCAUCGAGUUCCCCCCGCUCAACAGCCGCCGUGGCCUCGCCGAGGAAAUCGGCACAUGGGAGACCAUCCUCGCCCAGUGCACAUCGUUCCUCGAGCGAACGCCAGCCCCUGUCGAGAAAGCUAGACCGUCGCCUCCCAAGGUCGCCGCGGCCGGCGGCGCCAGUGCCUCUGCUUCUGCAAAGGCCAGAGAGGCAGCUGGCGAGGCGCUUCCUCCGUAUAACCCCGCAAGCUAUGAUCCCGGCGAGGGCUAUGUCCAGGGAAGCCGCAGCUCUCACGCUGGUGGCCGCAUUGUCCUAGUUGAUGAAGAAGACGGCAGCGUUGUUGGCGAGCUCAGCGAUGCGUACCAGGUUGUUGAAGAUAGCGCUGUCAAGCCCGGCUCUAAGGAUCCUGUCGAAAUCUCUCUGCCAUCGGAAGGCGCCGCCCAAAUCUCCGUCAAGCCCGUGUCCGACUACGACGAAGAAAACAUGCACCCGGCCUACCGCCGCUCUACGCUCGUCAGCUCCGCCACCCGUGCGUCUCGCCUCAUCGUCACCACGUCCGACUAUGUCGGCAAGAUGAUCCAGAGCGGCGCCGAGAGCUUCAAGCAAAACACAAAGCCCAACGAAAAGCCCAUGACCUUUGACCCCAGCACGCACGACCACAUCCGCCGCAUCAAUACCUUUACCAGCUCCGCCGCUGGCCUCUCUGCCUCGACAGUCGGCGCCAUCAGCAAGAUGGCGCAGAACCUUGGCGCUGGUGUCUCGCGUCGCAAGGAUGGCAAGGUCCGUGGUUACGACAAGGACGGAAAUGUCGUCGAGAGCUACAAGCCUGGUGUUAUGAACAAGAGCCUAAUGGCCUUUAACACGGUUGUCGAUGGCAUCGAACAGGCUGGACGCAACUUGAUGGAUAGCACAUCCUCGGGUGUCAGCACCGUCGUCGGCCACCGAUGGGGUGAUGAGGCCGGCCAGGUGUCAAAGAAGAUUGGCGGUGGCUUCAAGAAUGUCGGCUUGGUGUACAUUGAUGUCACUGGUGUGUCGCGCAGGGCUGUCCUCAAGAGUGUCGCAAAGGGCAUGAUUGUAGGUAAAGUCAAAGGUGGCGGCGAGGUUAUUGUUGGAGGUAGCGGUGAUAUUAAGGCUACUAGUGCUACUGGUACUGCUGCUGGUGGAUCGUCGGCAUCUCUUCACUCAGUGGGAGUUGACAGCAAGCCUCAUGAUACAUAUGGUGACGGGGCUAGCAUUGCGGGUAGCACCAAAAAGGGCUCUUCAUGAGGAUGAUGCAAAUGCAUAUAUACUAGUAUGAAAAUUGGGGGCGGAUAUGGACUCGCUAUGAUUACAGAAAGGCGCAUGUUAGAUCACCAUUGAGAUAUAAUGAUUGUAUCCACUGAUUAAUCCGUGUUGUAAUUGUCAUAUCGGCGAUGGUGGGAGCUUUCGGUAGUAGAACUUUUGUAAAUUGUUAGAGAGGCGUCCAAGUAUUUCUAUUCUAAUUUUACACUGUCUAUAUAAUUUCCAGUAGGGAGCGAUUCGUUUCAGGUCGUUGCAAGUCUACAACCAGGUUACUGUAAUCUCGCCAUGUUGGCAACCAUGUCAGCUGCCACGUCUCUGCCCGGCUUUGCGCGGAUCUGAUCACGAAUCUCUCUAGACUUGGUACGAAUUGCCAGAGUUUCGGGGCUGUUGUCACUCAGCUUGAGAAUCGCGUCGCUCAGACAUUCAGCAUUGAAGUCGGGACUUUGCUCGCGGCAGCCCCAUAUUCCAAGACCAGUUUGCUCCGUAAGCUGCGCAAAAUUGUACAGGUCGACCCAAGACGGCAGGAUAAUGAGAGGCACGCCGGAUUCAAUGCCUUCGUGGUAGCCGCCAGCUCCGCCAUGGCUCACAAAGAGUGAAAUAUAGCCAGUUUCUAGCAGAGCUUGGGGGUCAACCUUCAACCAAGUUGAAACUCUGACGCGGCCAGUGUCGAGCAAAGGCUGUACCGCCGCUUCCCAGUCAAAGUUGGCUGCGGUUGCUGUUUUUGGCUCAAUUCUGUACUUCCAGAGAACCUGAACAUCUGCCUCUUUUAUAACGCGGUCGAUACCCUUGAUGAACUCAUUAGUCAUGUUCACAGUGUAAGGAUACACUGAGCCGAGAUUGAUGAGAACCGUUGGCUUCUGUGAAAUCCACUGCACUAGUUCAGGGUCAAUAUCGACUGCUUUGGCAGACGAAAUGCUAAUCGGACCGGUACAGGUGACGUUUGCAGGGAUAAAGUCGAUUGGGGUAGAGGCAUUCGGGGUCGUUUGCGUAAUCCAGGGGACGUCAUCUCGAUAAGUUCCGGCCAUGUCGAGGGCAUUGGGCACUCCAUUGGCCUCGAGCCAGGCCUUUUUCUCCCUAAUUCCAGGUUGCAUGACCAUGCCAUAGAUUAAUCUAAACAUGAGAUACAUAUUUUCGGGAAUCUUGUGCCAGGGAACGGGGAAUGCGAAUCCAGAACCAAGA
Molecule: messenger RNA, 3085 nt
Organism: [Torrubiella] hemipterigena
Lineage: Eukaryota; Fungi; Ascomycota; Sordariomycetes; Hypocreales; Clavicipitaceae
Source: the annotation of a GenBank genome assembly